Messenger RNA from Guyanagaster necrorhizus, 1154 nucleotides. Its product is annotated as Mov34-domain-containing protein. The transcript has 5 exons. Gene Ontology annotation, biological process: proteasome-mediated ubiquitin-dependent protein catabolic process. NCBI's taxonomy places the organism in Eukaryota, Fungi, Basidiomycota, Agaricomycetes, Agaricales, Physalacriaceae. Gene Ontology annotation, molecular function: protein binding; metallopeptidase activity. Gene Ontology annotation, cellular component: proteasome regulatory particle; proteasome complex. The record is from RefSeq and is a predicted model, not a curated record. The coding region runs from base 57 to 1067 and encodes 336 amino acids.
UACGCGCGUCGUGCGCGUCAGGAUCCUCGUUAGCACUCUUUAUACCGUUUUUCGUCAUGGUUGCCAGUACAUCAGAGCAGCUGUCUGCUCUAGCCAAUACUACCGUCAUCGUCCACCCUCUCGUUCUCCUCUCUGUCGCGGACCACCAUGCUCGGGCUGUCUCACGAAACUCUCACAAGCGCGUCGUCGGCGUCCUAUUAGGACAGGACAACGGCAAGACCAUCAACGUCGCCAACUCAUUCGGUAUACCAUUCGAAGAGGACGAAAAGGACAGCAAGACAUGGUUUCUGGAUCAUAACUAUAUACAAGGGAUGUAUGAGAUGUUCAAGAAAGUUAACGCAAAGGAGCGGUUGAUUGGCUGGUAUCACUCAGGUCCCAAGCUAAGGGCAUCAGACCAGGAGAUAAACGACUUGUUCAAGAAGUUCAUUGCUCGUCCUGUCAUGGUUAUUGUAGAUGUGCGGCCGACGACCGUGGGGAUACCUACGGAUGCUUACUUUGCAGUUGAAGAGAUUAAAGAUGAUGGUACGGAGACACGGAAAACGUUUCAACACGUUCCAUCGGCAAUUGAGGCUGAAGAGGCGGAAGAGAUCGGUGUCGAGCAUCUACUACGCGACAUUAAGGAUUCGACAACGACGACACUAGCAACGCGGGUGACAGAGCAGCUGGCGUCCUUACGGGGUCUGCAGUCGCGAAUGAGUGACGUCCAAAAAUAUCUUGUCGAGGUUGCUGCCGGGAAGAUGCCCGUGAACCAUCAGAUAAUAUAUCAUCUCCAAGACGCUCUGAAUCUUCUACCCAAUCUCGCAGAUCCGACGACUACACAAAGCUUCGCUUCGAGCACGAAUGACGAGCUGCUCGUGGUAUACAUGAGCAGUCUGCUUCGGGCGGUGAUUGCGCUGCAUGCGCUGGUGGACAAUAAGUCGACUAUUGGCCGAACAGAGUUCGAAGAGGGCGCUCCUGAUGAGAAGAAACUGACAAAAGGGGAUGGCAAGAAGGGCGAGAAGGACGAGAAGGAGGACGUAAAGGCUAAGGAGACGAGCAAAACUGACGGGGAUCAAAAGGGGCUGUAAAUGUAUUCAUUUUCCGUUCACUUUUGUUGUUCAGUUGGCGUUUUUGGAUGAACGUGAGAGAACGGAUGCCUCAUGGCUAAGCUAAUC